Molecule: messenger RNA, 1968 nt
Organism: Triticum turgidum subsp. durum (durum wheat)
Lineage: Eukaryota; Viridiplantae; Streptophyta; Magnoliopsida; Poales; Poaceae
Source: the annotation of a GenBank genome assembly
AUGGCUGGAGUGGUGCGCCUGUGGAAUGAUUGGGAGGUCCAAGUCCUAGUGCUUUUUAGCUUUGUGUUGCAAGUGUUCUUGCUCAUGUUUGCUAGAACGCGACGGCGGAACAUCUCCAUCGUCCCAAGGACCCUGCUCUGGCUAGCAUACCUGCUGGCUGACUCCAUAGAGAUAUACAUCCUUGGCCACAUGUCCUUCUGUAGUAAGUCCCAUGAGUACCAACAGCUUGCGGCGUUCUGGACGCCGUUCCUGUUGGUGCAUCUCGGUGGCCAGGACACUGUCACUGCCUAUGCCAUGGAAGACAACCAUCUAUGGCCACGCCACCUACUCUCUCUGGUUGUGCAGGCCUUUGGAGUAGCUUAUGUCUUGUACAAGUAUACGGCAGGCAGCUGGACCAUGGUCACAGGCGGGGUGUUGAUAUUUGUCGCUGGUAUCCUCAAGUAUGGGGAGAGAGUAUGGGCGCUUAAGUCAGCUAACCUGGAGAACAUCAGUAACCUCCUUGAAAGUAGGAAGUUUAGAGAGGCUCAACAACAAGAUCAAAUAGCGCCUUACCGCCCGCAUGAAUUGUGGGACCAGGCAGAGGGGUUGGGUUUUGAAGAGGUUCUACAGGGAGCUCAUGACCUGCUCCCCAUUUGCAUGGGUCAGUUCAUGGAUUAUAAGUUCUGGCCGUCCCCAUUCCAGAGUAAAGCCAUAAGGGUAGUAGUUGAUAAGGGAUGUGCGUGUGAGUUGAUUGAGAUGCAGCUGUCUUUGAUGCAUGAUGUUUUGUACACCAAGGCAACCGUGAUCCACACAUGGCGGGGAUGCUUCAUCCGUGUUGUUUCAUUGGUUGCCAUCAUCACCACAUUCUUCCUCUUUCGAUCCAGCAAUGGUACAAAUGAUUUCGGAAGAGUUGAUGUCAUCGUCACGUACAUCUUACUGGGUGGGGCUUUCCUCCUAGAGACAGCAUCAGUGUUGAGGGCGAUUGGAUCAACAUGGAUGUGUGCAUUGUUGCGUGCUGGAAGAUGGGAUUGGCUCCAUAGCAUAAUCAUAUCUGCUCGGCGGCAUGUCAAGGCAGCAGAAAGAAGUAGAAGAUGGUUAGGUUCCAUUGGACAGUACAAGUUAAUGCUGCUGGAGGUGGAUGGGUCAACCGUUCAAGUUACGAUUGGACUCGAGCAGCGUAAUUUGUUUGUGUGCGGGGACUUGUGGAAGAAGAUGCACCCUUCCUUAACUGUGAUUUCAGAUGCUACUAAGAAGUUGGUGCUAAAAGAGAUUCAAAGAAUGGUGGAGGCGUGUGCAGGUAAAGAGGAAAUCAUGAUGAGUUACAGUGGCCAGUGCGCGUUGAAUCCAUGGCAUGGAUUCUUUGAGGAUCCCACCUUGAACACGGGCAUUGAUUUUGAUAAUAAAAUCUUUACCUGGCAUUUUGCCACGGAAAUUUUCAUCUAUACCUGGCAUGCAGGUCCCCUUGUGGAGGCAAUCAGGGAGCUGUCUAACUACAUGUUAUUCCUCCUUGUUGAACGGCCUUACAUGCUUCCCAGCCCUGUUCGGCCAGGAUUGUAUGCCACUGCUGAAGUAGGAUAUGUGGGAUUGGGUAAGCCAGGUGCGAAGAAUCUCAUUGAACGCAUCCAAAGAAAGGAGCUUGGCUCUGGAGCUCCGCCUGCCUUAGCCCAUGGAGCAGAGCUUGCCAGAAGGCUGCUAGAUAUGGAGGAGCGGGGCGUGCCGGAGGUGCUGAAGGUGGUACUUGGGGUGUGGGUGGAGAUGUUGUGCUAUGCGUCCCACCACUGCAGCAGGGAUUCCCACGCCAGGCAGCUCAACAGCGGCGGUGAGUUCAUUACCGUCGUGUGGCUUCUAUCAACUGCCAUGUUCAAUCGCAUGUACUGUGGCGAACCAUGGUUUAAGGAGGACGUGGAUAAAUACUUCAGUCCACUAUUCGAGACUAAACCUGGGUGCUUACAGCGACUCGUGGACUGGUACAACAAGUUCAAGCUGUAG